Molecule: messenger RNA, 887 nt
Organism: Verruconis gallopava
Lineage: Eukaryota; Fungi; Ascomycota; Dothideomycetes; Venturiales; Sympoventuriaceae
Product: ribosomal protein L29
Exons: 3
Coding region: 87-470 (127 amino acids)
Biological process (GO): maturation of LSU-rRNA from tricistronic rRNA transcript (SSU-rRNA, 5.8S rRNA, LSU-rRNA); translation
Cellular component (GO): cytosolic large ribosomal subunit; ribosome
Molecular function (GO): mRNA binding; structural constituent of ribosome
Source: RefSeq, a predicted model, not a curated record
ACACCAAAGAAAAGUACGCACGAGACGUCAACUUUCCGCACGACAAUUUACCGCACAACUCCGCCAUUUUCUAAAGACGUGAAAAGAUGUCGACCGGAAAAGUCAAGGCUGCCCAGCUGUGGGGCAAGAACAAGGACGAGCUGCGCAAGCAGCUCGACGAGUUGAAGCAGGAAUUGGUGCAGCUGCGCACACAGAAGAUCGCUGGUGGUGCCUCGUCCAAGCUCAACAAGAUCCAUGAUGUGCGCAAGUCCAUCGCCAGGACUCUGACCGUUAUCACUGCCAACCAGCGCCAACAACUCCGCCUCUUCUACAAGAACAAGAAAUACGUCCCGCUCGACCUCCGACCUAAGCAGACGCGUGCUAUGCGCCGCCGGUUAACGAAGUACGAGGCCGGUCUCAUCACCGAGAAGCAGAAGAAGAAGCAGUCGCAGUUCCCACAGCGGGUGUACGCCGUGAAGGCCUCGGCAUAAAAAGUUACUCACUUGCACAUCACACGGCAUGGGUCACGCAUGGAGUCUAGGCAAAUGACAUAUUUUCUUCCAAAGGCGGCAUAGCAUAAGUCGAGUAGACGACAACAACUACCCAGCGUUGUCCGCUACUGAGAGUCGAUCCGGUUCAGCGGUGUACUUUAGUCACAAUAAAAGGGGCUUGUCCGGUCGAGUUGGGAUGGUGGAUAGACAAGCAUCGCUAUGCGAGAUGAAUAGCACGCUUUCUUCCUAUUCGCAAAAUCCAAAUUUCUCGUAGUGUCAUAUUUUCCGACGUAAAAAAUAUCCUUAAAAGCUUAUCUGUGUGCCUUCAGUAAUCAAGACAAAGACCAGCUUGGUGAUCAGCUCUUCAACGUUUAGGGGUAGUUCAAGAGUCACAUUUAUCAGACUUCAACAUAUGCA